Molecule: messenger RNA, 771 nt
Organism: Scomber scombrus (Atlantic mackerel)
Lineage: Eukaryota; Metazoa; Chordata; Actinopteri; Scombriformes; Scombridae
Product: reticulon-3-B-like
Exons: 10
Coding region: 1-771 (256 amino acids)
Biological process (GO): brain development; endoplasmic reticulum tubular network formation; neuron differentiation
Cellular component (GO): neuron projection; postsynaptic density
Source: RefSeq, a predicted model, not a curated record
AUGGCUGAUUCAACCAGCAGCAGCUCUGACUCUUCAUCACCGUCAUCAUCCAACAACUCCUCCUCUUCCUCUCUCAGAGACCUCACAAACUCAGAGACCUCUCACACUCAGAACCGCCUCAGAGACAUCACACACUCAGGUAGAACCGCCUCAGACCUCUCAAACUCAGUUAGAACCACCUCAGACCUCACACACUCAGCUGUUCAGCUCGUUCACUGGAAACAACCAAAGAAAUCUGCCGCGGCUUUCGGCCUAUCGCUGCUGGUUCUGGUCUCCGUGGCAACGCUGUCCGUCAUCAGUGUGGUGUCCUACCUGCUGCUGGCCUGCCUCUGCAUCACCAUCACAUUCAGGGUUUAUAAAUCUGUGAUCCAGGCCGUCCAGAAGUCUGAUGAAGGCCAUCCGUUCAAGUCUCUGUUGGACCGGGACAUCUCUCUGUCCCCGGAGACGGUCCGGAUGCUGGCGGAUCAGAGUCUGGUUCAUGUGAACUGGUUGAGCAGUCAGACCAGGAGGCUGCUGCUGGUGGAGGACCUGGUGGACUCUCUGAAGCUGGCUGCUGCCAUGUGGGUGAUGACGUAUGUUGGAGCCAUCUUUAAUGGCAUCACCAUCCUCAUCCUCGCUGACAUCAUCUUCUUCACCACACCGCUCAUCUACCAGAAGAGAAAGGAACAGAUUGAUCAACACAUCGAGAAGAUUCGGUCCAGAGUGGAGGAAACGCUGCAGAAGCUACAUGACAGGUUACCAGGAGCGGUGAAAAGAGCCAAAGCUGAGUGA